Molecule: messenger RNA, 983 nt
Organism: Saccostrea cuccullata (small rock oyster)
Lineage: Eukaryota; Metazoa; Mollusca; Bivalvia; Ostreida; Ostreidae
Product: ciliogenesis and planar polarity effector 2-like
Exons: 6
Coding region: 159-914 (251 amino acids)
Molecular function (GO): GTP binding; GTPase activity
Source: RefSeq, a predicted model, not a curated record
CAUCUUUGUGUUUUAAGGGAUAAUUAUAUCACUUGUAAUUUAGUUUUUAUCAUAACAUAUUUACUAUAUUGCCUGAUAAUAAUGACUGAUAUGAAAUGAACUUAUGAAUUCCUUUGUAAACAGAAAGUCAGUCAGCUACCUGUAGAUGCUGAAACACAAUGCUUUCCCCAGGAUCUCUCCUUAGUCAGGAGUGGUACAGUUCUACUGCAGGGAAAGGAGUCCUAGCAUCUCUCACUAAACAGAAUCUACUGAAAAGAAAACCAUUUGGUAUUUUAGACAAACCUGUCUUACCAGCCAGUGCAGUAACAGAUGAGGUGAAGUACAAGAUUCUUCUGGUGGGGAAAAGUGGAGUAGGAAAGACUAGCACUAUAGCAAAGUUAUCAGGGAACCACAUUCCUACAUCACACAGUGAAACCCCGGGAAUCCAGACCACUACUACUCCAUGGCCUGGGAUGGUAAAACAACUGAACCGUGUCGUGAUGUUUCAGCUGCAGUUCUGGGAUGUUGGUGAUGGUGCUAUGAAGAAGUAUGAACACAUCAAAACGACCUGGGAAAAUCAGGCAGAUUGUGCAAUAUUUCUCUUCAGCUUUGUGGACAGAGGGAGCUUUGAGGAGAUCUCUCAGCAUAUAACCAGAAUGACAAAGCCAAAAAAUAACUUUGCCAAACUUGUUAUUGGAACAAAAUUUGAUCAGCAUGCACACAGUGAGGUCACUCAAAGGGAUAUCAGGGACUUUGAACACAACUGGAAAAUCCCUGUUCUAAAAAUAAGAAAUGUUCCUGACACAGAGACUAAGAAUGACAUGAAUGAAGUGUCUCAGAUAUUGACCACAAUAAGUGAACACCUGUGGCAUCGUGAUAUACUGCUGGCAGGGAGAACUGCUUCUUCCAGUGAUGGGAAAAUUUCAUCAUGUUAAGAAUAUGUCAAGAAUUUUUUUUUCUUACAGCCAUAAAUCAAAACCUGUGUGAUAUAUAAUUGCGAAUAU